AUGGGGUACUGAUCUGUACCUUGUCUAUAUAAGUAUACCUACGUGUACCUAUCUGAGCUUCCACUUCAACUCAAAAACUAUCUUAUCUCACAGGUCAGCUUACCGAUAUUCGAGAGAACUUUUUGUAUUACAAAAGGACAACAACAACAAAGACAACAUCACCACUACCAAGAACAAGAACAACAAGAAGAACAACAACGAGAAGAAAGAAAAUAAUAGAACAACCAUGCUCUCCUCCAAACAGCUUCUCGCCUCCCUCGCCGCAUUCGCAACCUCCUCCCAAGCCCUCUACUUCAACCUCGACCCCUUCAUCGCCAGCGACGUCCGCGUACCCUCCGAAUCCCACUACAUCAGCUUCACCGUCUCCAACCCCGAAGCAGUGUUCGAACAAGGAGGUCCCUAUCCUCGAAACUGCUCCAUUAGCUGGACAACAUCCCCCCCACCAACCUGCUGGACCCCCUGCCAAUCCGACUCUCUCUCCCCAAGCUACUUCACGCGCGUCUCCCCCGACACAUAUCCCGGAGAUUCCGCCUCCAAAUUUAUUCUCGAGAUUGAAGAAUAUUUCGUGUACAAAAACAGUGCCAAAUACAACGUGACAGUCGCCGUGGAAGAAACUCCUACGACGAAUACGACGGGCCCGUUGUAUCGCUGUUCGAGGGGUGGGCAGAGUACGAUUUGUGGGUAUUGGGGACAGCCGAUGGGGUGGAAUACGUCCGAGUUGACGGCGACGUAUAGUGUGGCGCCGAGGGAUGGGGUGUGUGGGGAGGCUUAGGGUUUUUUAGGUAUGGAUGCAUGAGUGGUGAAUUGCAUAUGUACGUACGGCAGAAGUACAACAGUAGUAGAUGCAUGUGACCUGCCUGAGGCACUCAUAGAGGGCCCCCACAAUAGGUAGGUGGGCAACAGUGGAUGGAAAAGUAGAAAUCGAAAGAUUUUCGACUGCAUGCGAUGACUGUGGUUUACGAC
This is a messenger RNA of Sphaerulina musiva SO2202, 963 nucleotides long. RefSeq lists its product as uncharacterized. The coding region runs from base 227 to 772 and encodes 181 amino acids. Lineage: Eukaryota; Fungi; Ascomycota; Dothideomycetes; Mycosphaerellales; Mycosphaerellaceae. The record is from RefSeq and is a predicted model, not a curated record. The transcript is spliced from 2 exons.